This is a messenger RNA of Cylas formicarius (sweet potato weevil), 1207 nucleotides long. RefSeq names its product proteasome subunit beta type-5-like. The coding region runs from base 286 to 1140 and encodes 284 amino acids. The transcript has 4 exons. Gene Ontology annotation, molecular function: threonine-type endopeptidase activity. The record is from RefSeq and is a predicted model, not a curated record. NCBI's taxonomy places the organism in Eukaryota, Metazoa, Arthropoda, Insecta, Coleoptera, Brentidae. Gene Ontology annotation, cellular component: proteasome core complex.
GUUACACUCAGAGAAUACUAAGGUUUGGAAAUGCCAACUCAGUAUAAAAAAUUGGAAAUCUAUUUCCAGAUGAAAGGUCAAGAUAUCUAAAUAUUAUACUUUCAACUUUAAUUUCAAUUCAAUUUAAAGCGAAUAUUCAUGCGAAAAAAAAACAAGUAAUGUUAGGAGCCACAGUUGAAUAUUAUUUAUAAAACGGCGCCACCAUACCGUGGCCUGGACAACUAUAUUCGUGGAUCAGUUUCUAUUUGACUUUCAUCCCCGUUACAAUAAUUACAUUGGCAUACAAUGGCUUUGGCUGAAGUAUGCGGCUUUAAAGAUUUCAGUUUCUCUAAGAAAGUGGAAGAUGUGAAGCCUAAUGAUGUUUUUAGUUAUAACAGAAAUAUCUUUAACAAUUCGCAACUUGAACUUCCUCCUUUCAGCAAUGUAAGAAACGUACAUUUCACUGCUUGCUUAGCAAAUUUUACCCGCGACGAUGCCGGCCGCGACAUAAAAAUUCAGUUUGAUCAUGGUACUACGACUUUGGGGUUCAUAUAUGAAGGAGGGGUUGUAUUGGCAGUGGAUUCCCGAGCAACUGGCGGCCAGUUCAUAGGUUCUCAAACGGUCAAGAAGGUUGUGGAAAUUAGCGAUUUUCUGUUAGGCACAUUGGCCGGAGGUGCUGCGGAUUGUGUUUAUUGGGACCGUGUUUUAGCAAAACAAUGUCGAUUAUAUGAGUUGAGAAACAGAGAACGCAUUUCUGUAGCAGCUGCAUCCAAACUGAUGGCAAACAUGAUUUACAAUUACAAGGGAAUGGGUCUCAGUAUAGGCAUGAUGCUUGCUGGCUGGGAUAAAAGGGGUCCCCAGUUGUAUUAUAUAGAUUCUGAAGGCACUAGAACACCUGGCAAGGUUUUCAGUGUUGGUUCUGGUUCAAUUUAUGCUUUUGGUGUAUUAGAUUCCGGUUAUAAAUGGCAUUUAACUGAUGAAGAAGCUUAUGAUUUAGGUCGUAGGUCCAUUUAUCAUGCCACUCAUAGGGAUGCAUAUUCUGGUGGGAUUGUUAGAGUCUAUCAUAUGAAAUCGACUGGUUGGAUACACAUUGAUAAUAAUGACUGUAAUGAUCUACAUUACAAAUACAAAGCUGAGAAGGAGGAAUUGGAAAAAGUUUAAUCAAUAUUGAAUACAUUAUAAGUGCUUUUGUUGAAAAAAAAUUGUAUUCUCAAAUAAAAACCGAAUU